This is a messenger RNA of Mesorhabditis belari, 858 nucleotides long. The record is from the annotation of a GenBank genome assembly. Lineage: Eukaryota; Metazoa; Nematoda; Chromadorea; Rhabditida; Rhabditidae.
AUGAAAACCACCAUUUUCUACUCACUUUGUUUUCUUUCAUUGUCACUAUUAAUCGUUGAAGCGACGGAUAUAAAUGGAGACGCAUCACUUCAAUGCCGCGUCUGCACCGAGACGAUCUCCAUCUAUCAAGCAAAUCCGCUGAUUACUAUGCAAGCUCUCCUCGUACAAGUGCAGAAUUGGUGUCGAACGAUUGGAGCAUACGCGGUCGCUUGUAUGGAUUCGGCUGAUCAGAUUGUACCAAAUAUCUGGAUGCAAUUGCGCCAACCGCACGUAAACCCAAACGCAAUCUGUCACAACUCGUAUUGUGGUGAUGGUUUUAUUGGAAAAUUGAUGUUAGCGUGGACGUGGCUAUUGACGUUUUGCGCGUGUUGUUUCCCAGUGAUCCCCUCGCCAACUCCAUCAACAACAACAACAACAACCACGCCAACAACUGGCACAACCACGACAACGACAACUACAACAACAACGACAACAACAACGACAACUACAACAACAACGAGUACAACGACGACAAGCACCACCACAAGCACAACAACAACUACAACAACAAACACGGCACCUGCAGAUUGUUGCCCGGCUCUCACGCAAUUCAUCGACCCGAAUCGAACGGAAUUUGCUGACGGAAUCAUGACCUUCCAAUAUGAUUCGAUCGCUUGUCGAACGACUGUCACCGCCGUUUGCACCCGAGAAGACGGCCUCAAUCAACUCGACGCGGCCAUCGUGGCAAACUCUGUGGCCUUUUUGGACUACCAACCAAACUUGGUAACAGUGACCGGGACAUGUUCUGGUGGGGCGUGGUUUAUGGCCGAGCCUCCAUUGAGGAUUAACACUUUGGAAUGUAUCUUGAACAAUCAACAA